Melampsora larici-populina 98AG31 is the source of this 1770-nucleotide messenger RNA. RefSeq lists its product as uncharacterized. The record is from RefSeq and is a predicted model, not a curated record. Lineage: Eukaryota; Fungi; Basidiomycota; Pucciniomycetes; Pucciniales; Melampsoraceae. The transcript is spliced from 5 exons. The coding region runs from base 1 to 1770 and encodes 589 amino acids.
AUGGGGGUCCAAUAUCCAUUAGGUUUCCCGGUCAAAUCGCCAUCUGGAUCCCAAUUCAUCUCUAAUCGACUUCAAUCAACAUUGUCAAGAACAGCUUCCUUUGAUCGUUUCAUCACCUUCUGCCUUCACUCCAACACCAUGUUCAAAUCCAAUUCAUUAGCUCAAAUCGCCGCCGAUGACACGCCCAUUGGCGAGAGGCCUUACCCAAGCCCUCCUCAGGUUAUCAUACCCCACGUUAGAGCCUACCCUGUCGCUCCAAAAGAAGCCACUCCUGCCUUAUCAGACGUGACUCCAGAGUCCCCGGGCUCCUGGGAAAUCACGGGCUCACCUCGUGAUCCCCCAUCGCCUCCCAUCGAGAUCAAAAAUAGUCAGUUUCCUCUGCCACAUCCUCAAUUAAUAAUUUCUGAUCGCUUUGGUGAAUUACAUAUAGGUAUCACAAAGCCUUUUGGGGAACGCGAUGCCAGCUCCGAGAUCGAGAUCAUCAGUUCCAACCUACCUCCUAAACGUCGAAUCGUAUCACGAGAUGUCAAACCCAGUAUGCCUCCAACGGGCACUCGAGGUCUUGUGGUCAGUUUCACCUUGUACCUGCCGAAGGGUCAUGACCUUUCUAAGGGUCCGCCCAAGAAAAGCAGCAAACCCGUCUAUCAGCCGAUUCCGCUCCCAGUCACCACGCAGACCUUCCAGAUCGACAAUCAUUCUCUCCCUGCGUUGAAGGAAUUUUUGUUUGAUUUGGCCAGCAAGGUUGACAACGAUACCUCGCAUGGCAACACUGCAAUCCUCAAACUUGCCGACACCGGCAAGAAGGUCAAGAUCUUUGCUUUCAUAGCCCGGCACCACUUUUAUGCCAAGGAUCACAACCGCCUCAUUACCAGCGACGAGGUGCUGAAAUCUUUCUAUUCAGCCCUCCCCCACAAUCCGGUUGGAAAUUGUGGCUUCUCGGUCACUAUGGAGAAUCCGACCAAAGCGGCCCAAGCCGCCAGCGCGGAACUUACCAAGAGCCAAGGUCGCAUGCGUGCGCAACACACCUUGGCUAGUGGAACUACAACCACGACUUCCGAUGUGGCCCAUUCGGCACCUAUCGCGCCUGAAAAACAAUAUCUUACCGCUUUGCAAAACCGUCACGGCUCCCUCCGCACCAACAAGGGCGACGGCUGGCAAAUCUUCAACACUAAGGAUCUUACUCAGAAGAUGGAAUUGACUACCGCCAAGGAAACCCCAGAUGUCACCAUCGACGUCCCUCCGAUCAAGGUCUAUCCACAGGACUUCAUCUGGCUUGAUGUCCUUCAAAAGCGACCUACUUCUACAGCCUGCACUACGCCCAUGUCCACCACGCCAAUCGCCUCGGUCAAGCGGGUCAAGGUCGAAGAGGGGCUCAUCUUCCCCCUCGGCAGCUAUGCUGAAAUGCAAGGGCACUCCAUCAACAUUGAUUACAAGACAAUACGGCGUAUUCACUGGUGUGCUACCAUGAAAGAGUAUCUUCAAUGGUGUGAUAUCGAAGAAUCAAACAUUGACCAUGACGUCAAGAUCUUAUUAACGCACGGUAUCCAGAGCUUCCGUCGCUUUUUAUUUCCCGAUGUCUUAGAAGCGAAGACUAUAGCCUCAUGGGGGAUUCUCUGGGACACCGCAAUGGAAUUGAUCGCCCGAGCUCGCGAGUUCUAUGUGUACCAAGUGGCACUUGAGCAACAAAAACUCAACAGUCAAAGGAUUUAUGAUGACGACAUGGAAUUGUUACGCCAAAGCGAAUUGCGUAACAACCCUGUAUCUCAUUAG